This is a messenger RNA of Chlorella variabilis, 567 nucleotides long. RefSeq lists its product as hypothetical. The record is from RefSeq and is a predicted model, not a curated record. Gene Ontology annotation, molecular function: catalytic activity. The coding region runs from base 1 to 567 and encodes 188 amino acids. Lineage: Eukaryota; Viridiplantae; Chlorophyta; Trebouxiophyceae; Chlorellales; Chlorellaceae. The transcript is spliced from 4 exons.
AUGAUUGCGGAGUGGACGGAUGAGGAGUUCACUGCCGAGACGCUCGCUUCGUUCCCAGACAAGGCCAUUGCCACGGUGGAGGAGGCGCGGUGCCUGAUCGAGCGGGGCGACUACACAUACCUGGAUGUGCGGCCAGCGCUGGAGCUGGACGCGGUGGGCAAGUUCAAGGGGUGCGUCAACAUCCCCGUUGUGAAUGCCACCUGGAAGUGGGAUGCGGAGCAGGGCAAGAAGGUGGCGGAGAAGGAGGACAACCUGGACUUCAUCGCGCAGAUCGAGAAGCGGUUCCCCGACAAGGAUGCGGGCCUGGUCGUCGGCUGCUCCGAUGGCCGCACGUACUCCAUCGAUGCGCUGGAGCUGCUGGAUGAGGCGGGCUACUGGAACCUGGUCGGGCUCAAGGGCGGCUUCAACUCCUGGUUCCGCGUCUUUGACAACAAGGGCAACAGGCGGCGCACGGGCGAGUACGCUGAGGAGUACAGCCACGACGGCGACUCCUGCGGCAUCCACUCCUCGGGCGCCGGCUUCGACAAGGUGGACAAGGUCGACCGCUGGGUGCCGCCCACCUUUUGA